Messenger RNA from Trypanosoma grayi, 420 nucleotides. RefSeq lists its product as hypothetical. NCBI's taxonomy places the organism in Eukaryota, Euglenozoa, Kinetoplastea, Trypanosomatida, Trypanosomatidae. The transcript has a single exon. Bases 1 to 420 code for a protein of 139 amino acids. The record is from RefSeq and is a predicted model, not a curated record.
AUGCCGCCGAAGAAGGACGGCGAGGGGGCGCCUGUGAAGAAGAAGAAGAAGGAGCCACCGAAGGAGUUGUGCGGCUGCGGCGCCGAUACGUACCGCCCGCCGCCAAAGGGAAAGAAGAAAAAGACGGUGCCGAUCGAGCACGUCGCCGGCUGCGUGUACCAGCGCGCCAUCUGCAAUGCGUAUCCACACCUGCCGAAGUGUGCCGUGUGCCUCAACCCAUGUACGUAUUGCGCCGGCACAAACAGGUGGUGCCCGCACUGCUAUGAGAAGCGCUGCAUGAAUAUGUACAAGCGCGUGGUGCACGGCUACGAGAAGAAAGAUCAGCAGCGAAAGGGGACAGUCACCUUCAUUCUUGCAGACGAAAACCUUCAGAUGGCAGCGGGGUCAUAUAGUUCUAAGAAGAACUCGGUGGCGCGCUGA